This is a messenger RNA of Scedosporium apiospermum, 1650 nucleotides long. RefSeq names its product Uridine permease. Gene Ontology annotation, cellular component: plasma membrane. Gene Ontology annotation, biological process: nucleobase transport; transmembrane transport. Gene Ontology annotation, molecular function: nucleobase transmembrane transporter activity. The record is from RefSeq and is a predicted model, not a curated record. The transcript is spliced from 6 exons. NCBI's taxonomy places the organism in Eukaryota, Fungi, Ascomycota, Sordariomycetes, Microascales, Microascaceae. Bases 1 to 1650 code for a protein of 549 amino acids.
AUGACUUCUAUUGCUUCGAAAUUAAGGAGGCGUCUAGUCGUCCAGGGAGCGCAGGAAACCUCCUUUCUCGACAACGAUGACAUUCGACCUUUGUCAUUGAAGGACCGUUCUUGGACGCAGACGACCUACUUUACCUUCUGGUUCUCUGCCGCAGCCACUGUCGCGGGGUGGUAUUCGGGCAGCGCCGCCCAGUCAACUGGCCUCAGCAUCUGGGAGGUCGUGGGAUGCCAAGCAGCGGGCUACUUACUCAUCGCCAUCGUUUUCGUCAUCAACGGACGGCCGGGCGCCGUAUACCAUGUAGGAUACCCGAUUCUCAACCGAGCCGCUUUCGGCGUGUAUGGCGCGUGGUGGCCGACCUUCAACCGUGCCGUCAUGGCCAUUGUCUGGAACGGAGUCAAUGGAGUACAAGGAGGGCAAUGUGUCUAUGUCAUGCUGCACGCCAUAUUCCCCGGCAUCGCCACCAUCCCCAACAGGAUGGGCCAGGGCUCGGCGCUCACAUCGGGAGGCAUGAUAGGCUACGUCCUGUUCUGGUUGAUGAUUUGCAGCGUUCUCUGGAUCCGGAUUCCCAAGAUGCGUAUCUUGAUUUUAUACGUUAUUUCCGCCGUGGCUAUGUUGGCUUGGACGCUCACCCUCGCCGGAGGCCCCGGUCCCGUGCUGUCCCAGGGCUCCCGCGUGCACGGUUCGGAAAAGGCGUGGCUUAUCGUCCGGUUCGUGUGGCUCUUCGCGGCCAACUGUGCGACCUUCGCCAGCAAUGCGGCCGACUUUCAGCGCUACGCCAAAAAGCCCAACGACGUCAUCCUUGGCAACCUUGUCGGCUUUCCGGUGGCUGAUGUCUCAGUGGCCAUUGUCGGCAACAUCGUGGCAUCGACGUCGACCGUCAUCUUUGGCGAGCUCGAGUGGAAUCCCAUCAUGCUUCUCGACCGCAUACAGACCGAGAAUUACACCUCUGCGAACCGAGCCGGGUGUUUCUUUCUGGCGCUAAUGUUUGCUUACUCGGCCUUGUUCUCGUCCGUUUUCGAGAAUAGCAUUCCAGCCGGCAACGACAUUGCGGCUCUGGUGCCCAAGUAUAUCUCGAUCCGCCGCGGUAUGUUCAUCUGCCAAGUUAUCUCCUUCGCCAUCAACCCGUGGUUCCUCCUCGGCUCGGCGUCCAUCUUCAUCCGCUUCCUGGGGUCGUAUCAAAUCUUCCUCUCGGCCAUCACCGGCAUCCUCAUUUGCAACUACUACGUUGUCUUGCGGGGCCAGCUUAAUGUGCCGGACCUCUACACCGCGGACAAGUCAGGCGUCUACUACUUCACCAAGGGCUGGAAUAUCCGCGCCUAUAUCGCCUACCUCGUCGCCGUCGCCGUCAAUUUCGCCGGGUUCCUCGGCAACAUGGGCGUCACCGUGCCUGUGGGCAUCACCCGCUUCUACUACUUUGCGUAUCCCGUCGGCCUCCUGCUGUCAUUUGGCGUUUUCCUGCUGUGCAGCCUCGUUUCGAAGCCGGCUCAUACCGUGCCGUUCAGCGAGUGGUCUGAGCCCAAGAAUUUUGUCCGUCCUGAAGAGGAUACUGAGAACGGGCCGGUCCUGAACGGCAUGGAGCCAGGGAGCAGCACAGAUGUUCAGAUGGAGAAUGAAGAGAAGACUCCUAAGGUGAAGGAGCAAUUGGCAUAG